AUGUUUCCGAAUCGAGCCUCCGAAACUGAUCACAAGACGCUUCCACCCAUUUCAUUGCUUUCGUCGCAUCCAAUCGACUUUGCCAGGGCCGAAGCACAUGCCAGAGAUACCGACUCGGCCAGCCGGCUAAAUCAUAACGCUGACGAGCCAAACAGGGAACGAAGGCCUCCUCCAGCGUCCGGCCUUCGCAGUACUCCUCCCUCUGCUUUCCUUUCACGUCCACACCAACCACACGAGCAUGGACCUCUUCGGACCAGUGCUUUCCCACACCCCGUCGACGAAGCUUACAGACCACCGUCAAACCCAAAGUUUGUCCAAAGAGGAGGGCCACCACCCAUUCCUGGCCAUCGCGAUUUGCAACGCGGCUCUCCAACGUCAGAUCAAAGCGCUUGGCGCUCCUUCGAUCGAACAGAUUCUCGUCUCGGUUCCAAGGACGCCUACAGUCCGCACAUGUCGCACACAAGUUACGGUCACAGAGACGACUCGAGAAGAGCCUCCUGGCAACCUCCUUCAGACGAUCCACACCGACCUCAAAAGCCGGCACCUCUGCCAGCAGUGCGCGACGACGGUCAUUGGAGAACGUCUGGCCCUGCACCGCGAGACAGGCCUGACAUUCAUUCUGACGCUUACGCUCACGGCCGCGCACGAGAGGAAGAAAGGUGGCGUGACGAACGAGCAGCCAGACCCAUGUAUUCAUAUGAACAUGGUCCCGCGUUCGCUAACAUGCCGUCCUACCCACAUCCGCAGGAUGCACGAAGCGCAGUGCGGCCAUUUGAUGAUGAUGCCGCAGACGAAAGUCGCCGUGUUCGGCAACGUGCAGGCUCUGGCAUUGUCGACGAGGAGCCCAAUGUACCGAGAUAUGCUGUGCCAGGCGCACGUCCAUACGGAGCUCGACCCUACAGCCCUCCCGAGGCCAGGAGCCACAGCGCUGCACCCAUCCCACCGCCGCCGAGGGUUGGCAUGGCGGCAGGCAUGGAACCACCUCGGCCCAACACGUCCCUCGGCGUCAUACCUAGUGCGUCUUUUGCUGCAUCGGCCGUUGCCUCGCAUGUGCCUACAACGACCAAUACGGUCAACGCCAACAGGAGGGUGGCGCAUCUUCUUUCGGAGCAGAAACGUCGCGAAUCGAUCAAUACUGGAUUUGAGGAUCUUCGUCAAGCCAUUCCGGCGUGUCGAGAUGGACAGGACAGCAAAGCCACCAUCCUCAAGCGUGCGCUCGAGUACAUUCGCGAACUCGAGGAAGUGGUGGAGCGACAGCAUCGUCUACCACUCCAAGGCAACGCAGCAGGUGGAUCCAGCAACCGCAGCCCUCCAGAUGACAAGGAUGACCUCCGCCGCUUCGGUCGGCAUGGCGGGGAUGAGGAUGGACGAGGCCAUAGCAACACGAGGCAGAUGACAGGUGGUAGCACUGGUAGCAAUAGCAGCAACGAUGCCGGUACCGGUCCCAGGAUUGGCGGUCUACCCUCCAAUGCCUACGGCAGCGAUUUUCUCCUUGGACAUUCGUCAGCUGCUCCCCCGUCUCGCGCAGGAGAUCAUCGACCCUACGGCCCGCCUGACUGUCCAUCACCUAUUAUCAAUGGAGCAUCAGUCAAGGUCAGCAGAAAAGCGGUCAAUACUUCUCACGACAUCCGAAGUUCAGUCACUAAACGCUGGGCAGAUGACUCGGGUGAGGACCAACGUUCGCCAUCGCGCAGACGAGUCUCGGAUGGCGACAAGAAAGACGUGCAACCCUCACCUCGAAGUUCCAACUACAUGGUCACCCGUCACGCUCAGCAAUCUCGUUCACCCUUGGUCCGCUCCCCUUCCAUGGAGAGACCGCGUGAUUGGCACCCUCGCCUCGAGAACAAGUUGCUGUUCGACUCUGCCGUUCGCGUGUAA
Mycosarcoma maydis (corn smut) is the source of this 1878-nucleotide messenger RNA. RefSeq lists its product as uncharacterized. The record is from RefSeq and is a predicted model, not a curated record. The transcript has a single exon. Gene Ontology annotation, molecular function: protein dimerization activity; DNA-binding transcription factor activity. Gene Ontology annotation, cellular component: RNA polymerase II transcription regulator complex. Bases 1 to 1878 code for a protein of 625 amino acids. Gene Ontology annotation, biological process: positive regulation of transcription by RNA polymerase II. Lineage: Eukaryota; Fungi; Basidiomycota; Ustilaginomycetes; Ustilaginales.